Caenorhabditis sp. 36 PRJEB53466 is the source of this 1098-nucleotide messenger RNA. NCBI's taxonomy places the organism in Eukaryota, Metazoa, Nematoda, Chromadorea, Rhabditida, Rhabditidae. The record is from the annotation of a GenBank genome assembly.
AUGAGUUCCGACUGCGUUCCCGACACCCGCUACCUCUCGUCGCCCGAUUUUAUGGUGACGGCACUCCACUGUUCCGCAUGCAUCGAAGUGCCGAUCCUCUCGUUUGGCGCCUAUUGCAUUCUCUUCAAAACGCCCGCCCAAAUGUCGUCUGUCAAGUGGCUCAUGCUCAAUUUACACUUCUGGAGCUCUCUUUCCGAUCUUUUGCUCAGUUUCAUCGGAAUUCCGUUCAUUUUGCUGCCAAUUCCAGCCGGCUAUGGUCUCGGAUUGAUCUACUCGCCAGCCCUUUUGAUGUAUUGUUGUGUCACUUUAGUAGCAGGUACAUUUAAAGUUAUUAUAUUUUCCAUAUGGCUUUUCUAAACUCAUUGUUGUUCAGCUCUGUCCACAUCAGUGCUCGCCAUCUACGAAAACCGCUAUUAUGUUCUGUUCGGCGAAACGACACGCUGGAAAAGUGUUCGAAAACCAUUCAUGACGUUAAUCUACUGCCUCGUCCCUUUUAUAUUCCUCCCGCCCUACCUGGACCUUCCGGAACAAGAAAGUGCGCGGAGCAUUGUGCUCGCCCAGUUGCCGUGCCAUCCAGAAUUCACCUACAACGAUCGGGAGCUCUUUGUGCUCGCUCUGACGUACACCGUUCCGCUGUCAUGCAUCGUUUGUGGUACCGUGGUCCUGGCCACUUUGAUCAGUGUUUUCUGUCUGCUGACCGUCUGGCAAAUCGUCAAACAUUCCAUGCAUUCGCUCUACUCCAAAAGAACCUGGCAAAUGCAGAAAAACUUUAUUAUUGCCUUAAGUUUACAGGUUGGUUUUUUUUUCAAAUCGUUUAUCUGUAGUCUCUGCCCAUUUCAGUCCGUGCUCAUGCUCCUCGUCAUCCUGGCUCCAGUGAUCACAGGUCUGGCCAUCAUCCUUUUGUGGCAUCACGAUCAAACGCUCAACAACUUUGUGUUCAUCACGCUCUCACUGCACGGAGUCGGCUCCACCGUUGUCAUGAUCAUGGUGCAUCGACCGUAUCGCGAGUUCACCAUCUCAACGGCUUUGCAUUCCAAAAUUAAACAGAAAGUUUCAAGUCGAAAUAGUCUUAGGAUGCUUCCAAGUGUGAUUCUAUGA